CGGUGUAUGAAGCGAUAAGCACCAACGAACAGUUCAUUCUUUCCUCCACCGUCUUUUCGGUGCGUUGUGUAUUGUUUGUGUGAUAAGUAAACGUUUCGUAAACUCUAUUCGAAAUGCGUCUGAUUAUCCUCGACACGGCUGCGUAUGUUGGCGAAUGGUCGGCCAAGUACGUGAUGAAGCGCAUCAACGACUUCAAGCCCGGCCCGGAUCGGUACUUUACGCUCGGUCUCCCGACCGGAUCGACACCACUCGGCAUGUACCGGAACCUGAUCAAGUUCCACCAGCAGGGACGCAUCUCGUUCAAGUACGUCAAAACGUUCAACAUGGACGAGUACGUGGAUUUGCCGCGGGAUCACCCGGAAAGCUAUCACUACUUCAUGUGGCACAAUUUCUUCAAGCACAUUGACAUUGAUCCGGAGAAUGUGCACAUACUCGAUGGGAAUGCGCCCGAUUUGGUGGCCGAGUGUGAUGCGUUCGAGGAAAAGAUAAAGGCAGCGGGUGGCAUUGAGCUGUUUAUCGGUGGUAUUGGUCCGGAUGGGCAUAUAGCGUUCAACGAGCCGGGAUCGUCGCUAGCGUCUCGGACACGUGUGAAAACGCUCGCUCAGGAUACGCUGGAGGCGAACGCACGCUUCUUCGGAAAUGAUAUAAGCAAGGUGCCGAAACAGGCGCUUACGGUCGGUGUGGCGACGGUUAUGGAUGCGCGCGAGGUAAUGAUCAUGAUCCUUGGAUCGCACAAAGCAUUCGCACUGUACAAGGCGAUCGAGGAGGGUGUGAACCAUAUGUGGACGGUUAGCGCAUUCCAGCAGCAUCCACACACGAUCAUGAUCUGCGACGAGGACGCCACGCUAGAGCUGCGUGUGAAAACUGUGAAAUACUUCAAGGGUCUGAUGGAUGUACACUCAAAACUGAUCGAGGAUGAUGCACCGAAAUAACUCUAACACAAUCGGCAAUGGUGAUGGGGCAGAAUGGCCAAAAAUUAAACAAGACAGCGUGGGUAAGGGACAGUGUUAUCGAUAACAAAGGAAAAACCAUUUCUACCUAAGUAUUUCGGUUUGGGCGAAGGAAUCAAACAUUGUUACAAAUCGUUGAAUCGUGGUGAACAAAUGUUAAUAGUAAGCCUCUAAAAGUGUUAUUUGGGCUUGUUUAUUUGCUUGUAUAAUUCCGUGAUUAUUAUUUGUUUUCACGUGCUAAGCCAACGAGCGAUUUCAUAAAACAACGGGAAAUAAAUAAUAGAACAA
This is a messenger RNA of Anopheles moucheti, 1238 nucleotides long. It is a transcript of the gene Oscillin, whose product is annotated as glucosamine-6-phosphate isomerase. The record is from RefSeq and is a predicted model, not a curated record. The coding region runs from base 114 to 932 and encodes 272 amino acids. Lineage: Eukaryota; Metazoa; Arthropoda; Insecta; Diptera; Culicidae. The transcript has 3 exons. Gene Ontology annotation, molecular function: identical protein binding; glucosamine-6-phosphate deaminase activity. Gene Ontology annotation, biological process: carbohydrate metabolic process; N-acetylneuraminate catabolic process; N-acetylglucosamine catabolic process. Gene Ontology annotation, cellular component: cytoplasm.